UAAGAUGGGUAACGUCAAUAGCAGCUUCGGGGUAGAGAUUGAAUGCGUGAUAGCCGUUCAACGAGGAUUCGGGACACGACCCAGACCUCGAAUGUUCCAAGACGCACCGGGCAGUCCAAUAUUAGCCGACAUUGAUGAUGAUGAUUGGAUGUUUAGUUCACAUGGUCCUAUCUUUGCUACUAUUGAGAGUUGUAUUGAAGAAGCACUGGCAGAUAAAGUAGGCGACCGCGUUAUUACCUCUGAAGCCCAACUGGAUGAUCAGAAUUUCUAUCAUCUGAGCAAAUAUGCCAGAAAAUGGGUUGUAAAGAGGGACUCCAGUGUGAGUCUUGAGGAUUCAUACUUCGUUGAUGAUCCAGUCAUGGGAGAUUACACAUGGAUAGACAUUGAAUUCAACUCACCCGCCCUCCGUGCCACGGAGGCGUCGUUCGACGAAAUUCGCCGAGUUGUCAACGCGCUCCGCGAAGCUUUCUGGAUGAUCGCUCCAAAAAGUGCAGGUCUCCAUGUCCACUACGGUAGGUGUGAGAGUUGGAUCUCUCUUACGGACCUGCGCAGAAUCGCGGCCCUCUUAUUCGCAGCCGACCCGAUAUUAACACAAAUGCACCCAGCUCACCGACGCGGGGAAGAGAGUCGUUGGUGCAUGAGUAAUCGUCUGUACUCUAACCUAGCCCUCGGAAUGCCCGCACGGGAAGCUGAAGCAUAUCUUCGACACACGAACAGAGACGUACCAGAUGAGUUAGAACCGGAACCCAUUCCGGGACCUGUAGCCUCGCAUGCUGAACCUGUAUCUAGGCCUGUUCGCGAGAGAGAGAAUGGUUUCAUAUCCAUCUUCGAACGAGGAUGUCUUGAGGGUUAUACCUUCGACCGAGACCGCUUCAUUACAAAUGCAUGGUGGUGGAUGGAAGAUAAGGACGGGGUUCCAGGAAGUGAAGAGGGAAAGCCUUUGGAUAUCAUACUAGCUGCUCGAGAACUACUAGGCUGCCGGGCUGCACCGAUCCUUGCGUUUUUGAUGCAGAAUGGUUGGCAUAGCCGGAUGGCCUACAACUUUAAUGCAUACGAAUACGGAGUUUAUCGGAACUGGGUGAUGGCAAAUGGUCGACCAGAUCCUGUAUCCCAGACUAAGCGCACUAUUGAAUUUCGACAGGCUGCUGGGACGGUUGACCCUGACGAAAUCAUAGCGCAUGCCAAAAUCGUAAUCCGCCUUUGCGAGUUCGCAACUCAGACUACGAUGAAGGAACUCUGGAAGACGAUAAGCGAUCUCCAUCUAGGAGAAACCAAUUGGGACUGGUAUGAUGUAUUUGAUUUCCUUGUUGACCUCAACCUAGUCGAUGAAGCAAAGGUUAUCCAGAGGCAGCUAGCUAAGGAGUGGGGAGUCGAAAUCGUAGACGAGGCACUCGGGUUAUAUAGAUAUCCGGAUGGGGCAGAACCCGAGCCAGUACCUGAACAGGCCAAAUCACUUUUAGGUAAGCUUAAAGCUCUCUGGUCCUCGUGGAGAUCUUCUAAGCCGCCAUCUCCCAAGCCAGGACCCCGGCCAGCCCAGAAUGUCAGUCCACGUCGAAUUCUUAAAGAAUCGGAAGGACGUUAUGAGGGUAGUUCGUACUUGAGUCCUGAUCUGCUAUGGUUGGAACUCGGUACCGAAGGGCCGGUGUUGCCGGAAUGA
Molecule: messenger RNA, 1657 nt
Organism: Annulohypoxylon truncatum
Lineage: Eukaryota; Fungi; Ascomycota; Sordariomycetes; Xylariales; Hypoxylaceae
Product: putative amidoligase enzyme-domain-containing protein
Exons: 1
Coding region: 5-1657 (550 amino acids)
Source: RefSeq, a predicted model, not a curated record